Haliotis rufescens (red abalone) is the source of this 3021-nucleotide messenger RNA. RefSeq lists its product as uncharacterized. The record is from RefSeq and is a predicted model, not a curated record. Bases 143 to 1861 code for a protein of 572 amino acids. The transcript has 11 exons. NCBI's taxonomy places the organism in Eukaryota, Metazoa, Mollusca, Gastropoda, Lepetellida, Haliotidae. Gene Ontology annotation, molecular function: RNA binding; pseudouridine synthase activity. Gene Ontology annotation, biological process: pseudouridine synthesis.
GCGGUUACCUCCCUUAUUCAAAGAUGGCGACUUCCAUACGGAACCGUGUGUGAAUGGUUGUGUUUCUUAUUUCAGUCAUGACAACUUUCCCGAUUAAAAAGAAAAAACGCAUGUUCCUAUAACUCACUUCCAGAGUUCAUGCAUGAGGCUGAGAGGUCUCUUCUCGAUAGUUGGUCCACAUUUGCUAUCAACUUUUAGUUUUACGAAAAUAGGCAACAGUUUGUACAACGUUCAAAGAACGGGUGUCCUAAGACUAUCCGGCGCCAGAGGAUUAACACAGGAGUCGAAUAGGAAACAAGAAAUGAAUGCCGGGGACACAGGGGGCCAUUCCGCUUCAGAGCGAGAUGGUCACCGACACCAUCACGGUCGAGAUAAGAAUAAAAAGUAUAAAUUCCAAGACCCGAACCACUCGCUUGAAGAAUACAAAGCGACACUGUCGAAAAGAGGAUUGAAGAAGUUUGAAAGAAUGGAGAGAUGGAAGAAACAUGAUAAGAAGAAGCCAAAGUCUAAAAAGCCUAAUGCCCCCGAACCAGGGUUUGCAGCCGAUCUGUAUGAAGAAACUGACUACUACUACGAGAAUGGUUUGAGGAAAGUAUACCCCUACUAUUACACGUUCACCUCGUACGUGAAGCAGCGCUGGCUGGGUAGGUCAAUCCUGGAUGUCAUCAAGUCAGAGUUCAAGGCUUAUUCAGAAGAGGAUUAUAUCAAUGCAAUUAGCAGUGGUAACCUGACUGUCAAUGGAAAAAAGGUACAAGGGGAUCACAUUCUACGAGACAGUGAACUAAUAGCACAUAAGGUCCACAGACACGAGAACCCUGUUGUGGGCUGUCCUAUCGAGGUAAUUGCAGAAAAUGAUGACUUGAUCGUCAUAAACAAGCCGUCCUCCAUUCCAUGCCACCCUUGUGGCAAGUACAGACACAACUCGGUCGUCUUUAUCCUGGGCCAGCAGCUGGGGUGCUCUAACUUGAGGAACAUCUACCGGCUGGACAGACUGACCUCUGGUGUGCUCAUAAUGGGGAAGACAACGCAGAAGACGAAGGUGUUGGAGGACCAGGUAUUGAAGAGAGAAGUACAGAAGGAAUAUGUCUGUCGAGUGGUUGGCAAGUUUCCUGAUGGGAAGAUUGAGUGCCGAGAGCCAAUCGGUGUCAUCUCCCAGAAGCUGGGGCUGUUCCGAGUCAGACCCGAUGGCAAGGCGUGUCACACAACAUUUGAGAGGCUCAGUUACAAUGGCACAUCCAGUGUGGUCAGAUGUCAGCCUCACACUGGGCGGACCCAUCAGAUCAGAGUACACCUACAGUUCGAAGGUCAUCCUAUCAUAAAUGAUCCAUUCUACAACAGCGAGGCCUGGGGCCCGAACAAGAACAAGGGAGGGGUGAUGGAGCGAACAGAUCAGGAGGUAUCUGAUAGAAUGCUGGAGCUACACAACAUAGGCCACUGGACAGAUGGUGCAAACCCUCUUUUUGACGAGAGACUAAAGGAAUUAGCUGAAGCGGCAAAACUUGAAGGAGGGACGGUCGACUGUAGUGACACCGGCAAGUCAGGUACAGAAGGGGCAGGUUGUAGUGGUAUAGGAGAUGCAGCCAGUAAUCAGACUGAUGAGAGACAGGCUGUGAGUGGACUCGGUGAGGAACCACCAGUCAAGAGACCAAGAACUGAUGAGAACCCUUGUCCUGACAUCCCACCCUUUGACAGGGAGAAGUGGAUCCCAGAUGCAAGUUGUUCUAGUUGUCGGCUGAAGUACGUUGACCCCAGGAAGGAGGAGCUGGUCAUGUACCUGCAUGCUCUCAAGUACUCUGGCCCUGACUGGGAAUACAGCACACCACUACCAGGCUGGGCUAGAGAUGACUGGCAGGACCACUGAUACCUUCGAUGUUAGGCUGAUGAUCUGGAUGUGAUGUGUCCAUGUUCCAGGGCCCUGACUGGGAAUACAGCACACCACUACCAGACUGGGCCAGAGAUGACUGGCAGGACCACUGAUACCUUCGAUGUUAGGCUGAUGAUCUGGAUGUGAUGUGUCCAUGUGUCUGAUGUCAGAUAGACCUGGUGUGUGUGCAUCUCCUGUGUCUGAUGUCAGAUGGAGUGGUGUGUGUGCAUCUCCUGUGUCUGAUGUCAGAUGGAGUGGUGUGUGUGCAUCUCCUGUGUCUGAUGUCAGAUGGAGUGGUGUGUGUGCAUCUCCUGUGUCUGAUGUCAGAUGGAGUGGUGCGUGUGCAUCUCCUGUGUCUGAUGUCAGAUGGGGUGGUGUGUGUGCAUCUCCUGUGUCUGAUGUCAGAUGGAGUGGUGUGUGUGCAUCUCCUGUGUCUGAUGUCAGAUGGAGUGGUGCGUGUGCAUCUCCUGUGUCUGAUGUCAGAUGGGGUGGUGUGUGUGCAUCUCCUGUGUCUGAUGUCAGAUGGAGUGGUGUGUGUACAUCUACAUGUGUCUGAUGUCAGAUGGAGUGGUGUGUGUGCAUCUCCUGUGUCUGAUGUCAGAUGGAGUGGUGUGUGUGCAUCUACAUGUGUCUGAUGUCAGAUAGACCUGGUGUGUGUGCAUCUCCUGUGUCUGAUGUCAGAUGGAGCGGUGUGUGUGCAUCUCCUGUGUCUGAUGUCAGAUGGGGUGGUGUGUGUGCAUCUCCUGUGUCUGAUGUCAGAUGGAGUGGUGUGUGUGCAUCUACAUGUGUCUGAUGUCAGAUGGGGUGGUGUGUGCAUCUCCUGUGUCUGAUGUCAGAUGGAGCGGUGUGUGUGCAUCUCCUGUGUCUGAUGUCAGAUGGGGUGGUGUGUGUGCAUCUACAUGUGUCUGAUGUCAGAUGGGGUGGUGUGUGCAUCUCCUGUGUCUGAUGUCAGAUGGGGUGGUGUGUGUGCAUCUCCUGUGUCUGAUGUCAGAUGGGGUGGUGUGUGUGCAUCUACAUGUGUCUGAUGUCAGAUGGAGUGGUGUGUGUACAUCUUCAUGUGUCUGUUGAAAUGCAUCCACUGAUCCACUGUCAAUGAGAAGCCCACUGUAUUUUUAAUAUGUGUAUUUUUAUGGAAAUGAAAGGACGGAAUUACAAAA